Messenger RNA from Somion occarium, 1872 nucleotides. The record is from the annotation of a GenBank genome assembly. NCBI's taxonomy places the organism in Eukaryota, Fungi, Basidiomycota, Agaricomycetes, Polyporales, Cerrenaceae.
GCUAACCCAACUCUAACCCAGUUCUCAGUCUUACGAAGACCAUUCUGCUCAAGCAGCCGAGCUCACACAAUGCAAACAGAGCCUAAAAAACUUCUCUUUCAAGAUGACAACCAAAUACCUAUCAAGUUCUUCAUUCAGAGGGAUAUCCCUGAGCAGAUCCAAGCAGAGUUAUGCGAGUCUAUAGCGGCAGAAGGAGGUCGCGUCGAAUCUAAAGUACCCCGUGCUGGUUAUAUCCUGAUACAACCGGGCAGCCCUGAAGGAGAACGUCUCCUGACAUGUUGGGCUUCGGGGGAAAGGCCUGAGCGAUUCAUUGUGCCUUAUACCUGGGUUGAUGCAUGCAGGAUUCACAAAUUGUUACUCAAACCGAUAUUCAUCGUCGACGGGGAACCGAUCCGCAUGCAUAUCGAUUCAAGUAUUGCUAAUGUGAAUGCGCGUGCCCUUCUCAGUUCCCGUAUAAUCCAUUCAGGCGGUGAUCCUUCAGCAUCCGCUCAAUCAGCACGUGUAAUCCUCGCCGACCCCAAUACGGAGGUCUUUCAGCAUCUUGUCAAGACUUAUCAAGGGGAACCGGAUAAAUAUGUCGAAUCAUAUUUGUGGGUCAAGAAGUGCCAAGAGCGAGGGGUUCUGAGCUUCACACCCGUUGUUUACAAGAACCCAGGGGGUCGACGACCUGGAGAAGAGCGAACUCAAUUCACAGAUGAGGAUGAAGAGCACCUAUGCAACUGGAUCGCUGCCAAGAUCCCAUACAAGGAAACAGGAGGGAGGACAGGUAAUCGCUUAUAUCAACAAUUGUGUGAAAUGUCCCAAGAUCCUGAAUAUUCCUGGGUCUCUCGACAUACAUGGCAGUCCUGGCGGGAACGUUACAAGAAGAAUGCGUUUCGGCUAGAUAACAGGAUAGCGCAAAUUGUAGAGGAGAAGAAGCCUGCCUUGGGUGAGAAGGGUCAAUAUGGCUAUGUUCGCAAGCCCGAAGAGAAGCCAAAGCGGACCAGAAGGAAGAAGAAUCAUGUUCAGGAUACCAACAUAAACGGGAACGUAGCCGGACCUUCUACGAAGAACGACAUAGACGAACCACCUAUGGCGCUGCAUUUACCCCUCCCGCCACCUCCGCACCCAGGCAUGGCUGCUCCAGAAGGUCCACCGAACUAUUCUGUUGUGUUGUAUGCUCAUCCACCUCCGCCUUUCCCUCCGAUGAUCCCUCCCGCAAAUGGUAGACCUUUGGAUGUAGCCCUCGCACGACAGAACGCCCAAGAACAAGAGAUGGAGGAUGGUGAAGAGGAAUCGCAAUGGCCUAUCAGAGUAGCCGAUGGCCCCCCACCGGCGUGGGCCAAGAGACGGGCGGAUACCGAGGAGGAGGGUCCAAAUAAGAGGCCACGCACAGAAGUGCCAGAAGAAGUUCCGAGGAUAUCUCCGCCAGUCCUUCACGUAAUUGACCAAGGCAUCCAAGAUCUUGCUCGAGAAUUCCGGUUCACGAUCGAGGAGGUCCGGGAGUACUAUGAUAAGUGUGGAGAUAUGGAGCGUACGAGGAAUAGGUUUAAGAGGAUGCGAGAGGUACUUCAAGCCCUGCCGGAUGACGAAUCGCCUCUAUCGUAGUUCCCAUGGCAAUGUGCCAGAUGUUGGCCCAAUGUGUAUCAUAUAGAGUACCUUGAAGCAUGCUUCAUGAACAUUCUUUGCUCGACCGACAAAGAUGAUGGAAGGCAAGGCAUCCCCUCGAUUGUUAGGGAGCAUCGAAAUCCGUCAAUAAUUUAUAAUCUACAGCUCUAACAGGAGCUGUAGGACUAUCGAAUGCUUUACGACGCCUGAAGGACCAACAUCAGUAUCGUUCUUUGAAAAAGAAAACAGUUUAUGGACUUACUUCUCGCCCGCCGCAACGGACGG